This is a messenger RNA of Schistocerca nitens (vagrant locust), 807 nucleotides long. RefSeq names its product proline-rich protein HaeIII subfamily 1-like. Lineage: Eukaryota; Metazoa; Arthropoda; Insecta; Orthoptera; Acrididae. The transcript has 3 exons. The record is from RefSeq and is a predicted model, not a curated record. The coding region runs from base 1 to 807 and encodes 268 amino acids.
AUGGAUAUUCAUGUUCUUCAAAGCCAGCCCGCCCAGAAGGUCGCGUUUAAAGACUCUUCCACGGUUCGUGUGGGUAAUAAACUUGUUCGCAAUAAGCCACCCACCCAGCCCUCUGCUAUGCGACCCGAGCGUACUUCAAACGCUGUAAACAGUAAUGUACAGACUGCAAGUGAAGCGGGAGUUGUUGUUCCACCCGCCCAACCCACGUGUUGUCAUUUGGUCCGCGGCGGGUUCCAGCCGCGCCUUCCGACUUCGCUGCCGCCCCCAGGGCAGCAGCAGCAGCAGCCGUCGCCGCUACCACGCCGACAGCCCGUCCCGUUGAUGCCUCCCGCGCAGCUUCAUACGGGAGUGCCCCGGGUGGUCGCUCCAGCGCCUGCGGUCCCUCUUCAGUCGCCACCGCCUUCGGAGCAGAUGGACGUCGACCCCUCAGCCGGGCCGCCUUCCCAAGCGGUGGCUGUGCAGCCUGUACUGCAGCCGCUUUCCUUGGGCACCCCCAAGGAGUCUGACACCGCAGCGCCUUGUCCGGCGCCCACUCAGCAGCCGUCGACGCAGCGUCAGGAGACGCUGCCUCUCUUCGUGGGUCCCGACGCCCCGUCGCGUCCAGUACCAGAAGCUGCGCCCGUGUUCACAGGCGUGCACCCUGACCUCGGUUUUCAGUCGGUGUUUCCCGAGGCCCCGCGCAGCCAAUGCUGGGGGUCGGCGGCCGGCAGUGGGGCGCUCCAGUCACGCGGGGCCGUGCCGGUCACGACCACCGGCGCAUUAUCUCGGCCCGCUCCAUUCACUGCGGCGCCGCUGCUGGCGCUGUAG